AGCAGCCACAGAUCGCUGGAGAUGUACGAGUGCUUAUGGAAGACUUCAGUGCGGCGAUUGGGUAUAAUGCUACAUAUACGAAGCGCAAGCGAUGAGUUGCUUUCAGCACAAAGAGGAGUUAAGACGCGUUAGCCCAAAGCGCGGCGCUUAGUUUAAGCGGCGGCAAUCCGGUAUACUGCAAUUAUUUGCUUUGCUUCCGUCACAAAGACGAUGAAUCGUUUGUUGGAAAUGCAGCGCGCAUGCGCGACCGCAAACAAGGACGCAAAGUCAACAGAAAAGCCCUCACUGCCUUUUAUAAAACAGUUGCAAUUCCUCUACGGCUAUGUGCUCGGCUUUCUAAUGGCGCUCACCACACUGCUCUGCUACGAUCGCUUCCUGCUGCAAACGGCGCAGCUGCGGCAACACAGCACAGCCACCGAGAAUUGGCAGACGGGCUAUGAUACCGCCUUGCAGCAACUGAAAAGCGAUGCAAAUACACUGCAGCAGCAGUUGGCUGCGGAAGUACGCGUGCUUUGCAUGGUGUUGACCACGCCGGCGCAGCACGCAACGCGCGCCGCACACGUGAAAGCAACUUGGGGCAAGCGCUGUACGCGCCUCGUCUUCUUCAGCAGCGCGACGGACGUGGCAUUGGGUGCGGUGCCGGUGGUGGAUAAUGCCUCCGAUAAGUAUGAACUGCUGUGGCAUAAAGUACAUCAAGGAUUUCGUUACGUAUACGCACGGUAUUACGCGGAUUACGAUUGGUUUCUGAAGGCGGACGAUGAUACCUACGUAAUCAUGGAAAACUUACGUUAUUCGCUCUAUGCUUAUGACCCCGAAAUGCCAGUUUACUUUGGUUACGAGUUGGUGCAACUAAAUGUGACCUACAUGUCCGGUGGCGCUGGCUAUGUACUCAGCAAAGAAGCCUUCUCUCGCGUUGUUACAACUGGUUUUAAUAACGAAACACUUUGUCCACCAACUAAAUACGCGCUGCCCGAGGACUACUGUAUGAGUAUUUGUUUGCAAAAUGUGGGCGCAUUGCCUGUGGAUGGACGCUUUAUUCAGCCCAGCGACAACAAGCAGACAUUUUUCCCGCUGCAAUUGACUGAUUUUAUAGAUAGCAAUGAAACUCUGUCUAGUGGAGACUGGAUAGAGCGCCUGACGCCGUACACAGUUGAUUGGGGCCUCAACUGCUGUUCGAAUUAUUCCAUUUCGUUUCACUACACAGAUCCCGCUAUAAUGUAUUUAUAUGAGUUUUUUGUUUAUCAUCUGCGCGCAGUCGGGCUUCCUCAACCCCGCGUCACAUUGCCAGAUAAAAUCGACUCCGCUGAACUAUUGAGGCGAUUUUCUAGUGACCGAAAUACAAAGGACCCGUGGAUGCCGCUUAAGUGGGUGGAUGUGUCGUGAGAAUACAAUUAUAUAUGUAUAUAUUGUAAAUAUUUAUUUUAAGUGUCUGUAUGUAACGGUAUAAAAGUAUUCCAAAUAUAUUUCAUAGGUAGUUCAUUUAUUUUUAUAUACUCGUACAUAUGUAUAUAUAUUUAAUUAUUGUUCAAUAAAAUAUAAAUAAACAGUACAAUUCUAAGUAUGCGAACAAGU
This is a messenger RNA of Bactrocera oleae (olive fruit fly), 1572 nucleotides long. RefSeq names its product glycoprotein-N-acetylgalactosamine 3-beta-galactosyltransferase 1. The record is from RefSeq and is a predicted model, not a curated record. NCBI's taxonomy places the organism in Eukaryota, Metazoa, Arthropoda, Insecta, Diptera, Tephritidae. Gene Ontology annotation, molecular function: N-acetylgalactosaminide beta-1,3-galactosyltransferase activity. Gene Ontology annotation, cellular component: membrane.